Mitosporidium daphniae is the source of this 1245-nucleotide messenger RNA. RefSeq lists its product as uncharacterized. NCBI's taxonomy places the organism in Eukaryota, Fungi, Microsporidia. Gene Ontology annotation, molecular function: RNA cap binding; mRNA binding. Gene Ontology annotation, cellular component: nucleus; nuclear cap binding complex. The transcript is spliced from 2 exons. The coding region runs from base 1 to 1245 and encodes 414 amino acids. The record is from RefSeq and is a predicted model, not a curated record. Gene Ontology annotation, biological process: nuclear-transcribed mRNA catabolic process, nonsense-mediated decay; mRNA export from nucleus.
AUGAAUUCCAAGCGAAGCUUUGAUGACAGUGAAUACGGUACAAUAACUCCCUAUAUUUUAGAGCAUAAGCACGGCCCUUCGGAGCGACGCUCAAACUCCAAGCGAUUUCAUGGAAACAAGGGCGGAGAAACCCAGUCUGCUGAGGAUACUCUGCAUCAUUUAAUAUUCCUUGUCGGACAAAAGAGCUCCUCUUCUUUAUCUGAUAAUAUUCGUAAUUUGGCAAAGGUUUUGCUGUCCGAAUCUUCUAAGCCAUAUUUUGAUGCUUUGCUUGCCACCAUCAUUGAAUGUGUUUCUGAAAUGGCAUGGAAGCCCAGGAUCUACUCCUCCAUCGUUGGUCUUCUCAAUCUACAAGAUCCGGCAAUGGUGAGCGAAAAGUUUAUCCCGCUGCUGCUUGACUCAAUGGACAAAUUUAUUUCCAAUGGAAGCUGGUCGAAAUUUACUCUUUCUCUUCGAUUUUUAGCCGAUCUUGUCACCGUCAAUGUUGUCAAUGAUCUAUCCUUUUUGCAUUCAAUUGAACCGUUGAUUGAUUUCAUUGAACAAUGUUCUAAUGACCCGUCCAGGGAAAAAGCAAAAUUUUACUUUUUGUAUUCGAUUCUUUCAUCCUUCCUUUGGAACGGAUCGGUUUUGCUGAGACAAAAUGAGGGCGUCUUUCGAACGCUUCUUGUUCGCAUUGGCAACAUAAUGUUGGAAAUCAAAUCAGCAUCCCCAAGUCUUGAACAAUCAGUGAUUUUAGAAGAAUUUUCAUCUCCCGCUGAUUCUGUAAAUGCUCACACUUUGCCACAUAAUCUUGACGCUGGGGCUUUGUACGAGCCUAAAGAGACACAAACCUUCCCUCAUGUUCGGAGAGUGUUUCGAAUCACCGACCAAGACAUGUCCCAUAAGGCUGUGGACGAAGACUACGCCAGUAAACCGCAUGCUGAGUCUGAAACUAUUGAUGGAACAAAUGAUGGCAGCCCCAAGUUUACGAUAAAAAGAGAUUGCAUGGAGCAUUGGCUGCUUUCCGAUAUCGUCACUCACAUCAUCAAUGCGUUUGAUGAAAACUACCACAAAUGUGCCGAUUUUAUCAUCGUCGAUGUUCAACACACAUUUCCAUCUGCGGACAUCCCUAGAAUUGCUCUUAGUGUAUUUGUGGUGACAUUUUAUCGUGUAGUGCAUCCUUUCGGAAAUGCUAGCGGCCCCACGACCCCCUCCAUUUCCAACCGUUUAUUAUACGAUGCUUAUCAAAGACAUUCUGACAAUAUGUGA